Messenger RNA from Scaptodrosophila lebanonensis, 597 nucleotides. RefSeq names its product adult-specific cuticular protein ACP-20 (gene Cpr76Bb). Bases 1 to 597 code for a protein of 198 amino acids. The record is from RefSeq and is a predicted model, not a curated record. The transcript has a single exon. Gene Ontology annotation, cellular component: extracellular matrix. NCBI's taxonomy places the organism in Eukaryota, Metazoa, Arthropoda, Insecta, Diptera, Drosophilidae.
AUGCCACCACUAAGCGCAGUCUUGGGGCUUACCAUGUUGGGCUUGGUAGCAACCAACUGGGCGCCACACGGUCACGCCACAAGCUUCAGUGUGCUGACCAAGCACGAGGAACCCCACAAAAGCCAUGGAGGUUGGCAUGACGCCUUGACCAGCGGCUACGGUGUCUACGGAGGCUAUGGGGAUGGGUACGGACAUGGCAUAAAGCAUGAGCCAUAUCACCAUCCCAAAUACCACUUCGACUACGGCGUCAAGGAUCUGCACACAGGCGAUCAGAAGAGCCAAUGGGAAUCUCGUGAUGGUGACAAGGUCAAGGGCAGCUAUUCGCUCAAGGAAUCUGAUGGGACUACGCGGGUGGUAGAGUACACUGCUGAUGAUCACAAUGGAUUCAAUGCCGUAGUCAAGAAGUUGGGUCAUGCCAAGCACCCGCUCGUGUAUAAGAAAGACUAUGGAUAUGAAAAUAUCUACGGCGCAGGAUACGGCUACCGUCAAGAUGUGGCAGACUACGGCUACCGUCAAGAUGUGGCAGACUACGGACACGGAUACGGACAUGGACAUGGACAUGCGAGCAGCUAUGUGAGCAUCAAGCAGUCGCACUAA